AGGCCAGCGCCAUUGGCUCCCGGUGUCCACGAGGCACCUAAGGCUCCAACGGCCUCGGAAACCUCCAAAAAAAUGAAAAAGAAAGUAGUGAAGGUCCCCAAGGUGCCGAAGUCAACUGCAGGAAGUUCAGCGGUUGAAAAGGCGCAGGCAACGGAAGCUCCAGUAGCGCCGUCUACACAGCCAAAAAAGAUGAAAGUGAAGGUAUCAUCGAAGGUGCGUGAGAACACGGAAAGUGAAGCAGUGCAAGAGGAAAAUGUGACCGAUGCGAAACCGAAGCGAGUGCGAAAGAAGUUGGUAAAGAAAAGUACGAAGGACUCGAUCUCGACAGCGAAUCAACAGCAAUGAGGAUCAAAGAUAAUUGGAGGUUUGGAGCCAGUUCAGGG
Molecule: messenger RNA, 383 nt
Organism: Cladocopium goreaui
Lineage: Eukaryota; Dinophyceae; Suessiales; Symbiodiniaceae
Source: the annotation of a GenBank genome assembly